AUGGCCUCAGCAGUGGAAUCUCACUCGGCUGCCACCGCGAAUAUCGCGGCCGUGAUUCGCCGUUUUCACGACUCCAAAACCCCAUUUCGAAUCUAUCAUGGCUCAACAAGCAGUACACGCCAACGGCAUAGUAGCUCGUCAAACACCGUUGAUAUCUCUGGUCUCAAUCAUGUGCUUUCCGUCGACCAAUUCCGAAAGACCGUUCUCGUUGAACCCAACGUUCCGAUGGACGCACUAGCACAGCACACCCUGGCAUACAAUCUCAUCCCACUGGUUGUGAUGGAGUUUCGUGGAAUCACAGCCGGCGGGGGGUUCUCAGGAACCUCAGGGGAGUCGAGCUCCUUCAAAUAUGGCUUUUUCGACCGAAUUGUCAAUUCUAUCGAGAUAAUUCUCGGCAACGGGGAGCGAGUGAACGCCUCCCGUACCGAGCAGCCCGACCUCUUCUGGGGAGCUGCCAGUAGCUUCGGUACAAUGGGUGUUGUUACACUUUUGGAGAUCCAGCUACGCGAUGUUGGGCCGAACCCUCAUCUGGAGUUAGAGUAUUUGUUCGCCGAUAGCAUGGAAGCGGCACUUGCGACGAUGCGACAUGCUAUAUCUGACCCGGGCUCGGAAUUCCUCGAUGGGAUUGUAUUCAGCAAGAAUGAAAUUGUCAUCUGCAAGGGUCGCAUCAAACCACACCACCCAGGUUUCAACGCGGAGCCCGUCCAACGAUUUACACGCCCAGAAGAUGAAUGGUUUUAUAUCCAUGCGCAGAAACGGAUGAAUGAAGCGAUAUCGUCCCAAAGAAUCCCCGUUGACUACAUCCCAAUCGAGGAUUAUCUUUUCCGAUAUGAUAGGGGCGCGUUUUGGGGCGGAAAGUAUUCCUUCGAGUACUUCCUUGUCCCGUUCACACGAUGGACUCGCUGGCUACUCGAUAACACCAUGGGCACUCGCGUUAUGUAUCACGCACUGCACGAAAGCGGGCUUGCAAAGCAGUACAUUGUCCAAGAUGUGGGAGUCCCAUUCGAGAAGGCAGAAGAAUUUGCGCACUGGCUCGAUGACGACAAGAACUUUGGCCAUUAUCCUCUUUGGCUCUGUCCACUCCUGACGAAUGCGUCGAGUGAGGGAGGUGGGCUGCUGACUGCAACACAACCUAUUGCAAACACAGUCACGAACGACGAUAACAAGCAGGAAUUCCUGCUCAACUUUGGUAUCUGGGGGCCUGGGCCGACGGACCGACGUCAAUUCAUCGACAUUAACCGCAAGUUGGAGCACAAGGCCGACUCCCUCGGAGGAAAGAAAUGGCUCUACGCACACACCUACUAUACUGAGGAUGAAUUCUGGACGAUCUACGAUCGUAAGCGAUACGACGUCCUUCGAGAGAAAUAUCAAGCGAAAAGCCUACCGUCUUUGUACGAGAAGGUUCGAAUGCAGAUAGACGACAUAUCGCCUUCCUGGUCUCAGUGGCUGUGGAGCCUCAGGCCGUUCGCCGGAUGGUACGGGGCAUGGAAGGCUUUGGCCGGGGGAGACUAUCUGAUCAGAAAAUAG
Messenger RNA from Penicillium samsonianum, 1527 nucleotides. Its product is annotated as FAD-binding oxidoreductase. Gene Ontology annotation, biological process: steroid metabolic process. The record is from RefSeq and is a predicted model, not a curated record. Gene Ontology annotation, cellular component: cytoplasm; membrane. Bases 1 to 1527 code for a protein of 508 amino acids. The transcript has a single exon. Lineage: Eukaryota; Fungi; Ascomycota; Eurotiomycetes; Eurotiales; Aspergillaceae. Gene Ontology annotation, molecular function: FAD binding; Delta24(24-1) sterol reductase activity.